Molecule: messenger RNA, 1398 nt
Organism: Lactuca virosa
Lineage: Eukaryota; Viridiplantae; Streptophyta; Magnoliopsida; Asterales; Asteraceae
Source: the annotation of a GenBank genome assembly
AUGUCGUCUUUAAAGAUCUACUGCAGAAAGUUACAUCAAUUGAGGUCUACAAUUGAUGGUAUCGGAGGCCCCAUACAGGUUAGAAUAUUACACAAAUGGAGACAUGAUGUCCGACGAUACGAGACUUGGUACCUAGCUGUCGACAGAUUUGGGGAUGCUAUACAAAUUCUUGGCCAACGGACCAGCCAGAGCUACAUUGAGUCCGUUCUCAAUGUUUCACAAUGCUACACCAUAUCGGAUUACAGUUGCCCUCACUUGGAUAAGUAUCAAAAAUUCCUUGAAAAUGACUUCUACAUAGAUGUUGGCCUGACCUCUGUCAUAAAACCACUUGCGGAAACAAUAAGCAUACCCAAAACCUGGUUUCGCUUCGUCUCAAAAUCACAGCUGAUAGAACUAGGAGAAAGUCCGCCGUAUUAUCCAGACUAUAUUGGCGUACUAUCUAAAUUCAGGGAUUGCACCAAAGCAACUGGAGAAUCAUUUGUGUUACUCAUCCUAACUGACGAAAGUGGUAGCGAACUCGCAAUCAAUCUAUGGAAAGAAUGUAUAACUAAUCCAGAAAAAUUCAACCGUUACUGGUUUCAUCCGGCACCCACAACGACAGUUGUUGCAGCCACGAACCUAAAACCCUCAAUAUCUAAUGGAGCACUACGCCAUGGAUCAUCACAUGCUACACAUAUCUAUGUCAACCCGCAAAUACCGGAAACGACGGCCCUGAUAAACCUCUUUGCAAGACCUUCAAGACCAGUGGCAACACUAUCAGGAACACCCUCCACCCUAUAUGACAUCAAAACAAAAAAUAGAUCUGAUCUCUUGGAUAAAACAUUCACAGUACAGGCCUCAAUCAAAGAAUUUCUCUUUCAAAACAGUUGGUACCAAACCACAUGUCCGAGCUGCAAAGAUCCUAUCUUUAAAAGGGGUGAACAGUGGUACUGCAGUGCUCACGCACUGAUAGAAAAGCCAACUUACACAUACAAAUUUACAACCACCAUCACCGAUUCUACAGACACUAUAUCUGCAAUUAUAUCUGAAACAUCAUGUCGGAAGCUGCUAAACUCACCACUGGAAAAGUUUAUAUCUGACAAUCCAUUGGCUGACAGAAAGAACCUACCCUCAAUCAUCACCAACCACAAAGGACACACAAAAAGAAUGUCGAUCCAAAUGCUUAGGACAUCCACUCCUGACAAUGUCCGCUUCAUGAUAAUAGAUAUCGAAGGAUCUACAACCGUGCCCGAAACGUCAGUUCCAACAACUCCAGCUCUGCCUCGAAUAACAAGAAUGCGACCAAACAACAACACACCGGACUCAUCGACAGCCAUUCCACAGGCCUCACGCACUCUGUCCUACGAACCUACAGGACCGACGUCAACAAAAAAUCCAAAGCGUACCUACAAAGAAUGA